This is a messenger RNA of Drosophila eugracilis, 2110 nucleotides long. RefSeq names its product gliolectin. The record is from RefSeq and is a predicted model, not a curated record. Lineage: Eukaryota; Metazoa; Arthropoda; Insecta; Diptera; Drosophilidae. The transcript is spliced from 2 exons. Bases 336 to 989 code for a protein of 217 amino acids.
AGCAUUCAUUCGUCUUUCGAAUUUCGCUUCGUACGGUCGUUUUGUAUCUACACUAUCUGCACUUCGCUCGCUCUCUCGUGUGAAAGUCGUAAAACAUACACAAAAAAAGCAUAUCAUUAUUUCAACCAGCCGUAGAAAACCAAUUGAAACUGCAAUUGCAAUGAGUAAAAUACGCUCGUAAAAUUUCGCGCAGUGUUUCUGUGAAAGUUCAAGUGAAAGCGUAAAGCAGCUAAAAAAGCGAGUAAAAUACUUGCAAGCAACCCAGAAAAACCAAAAAAAAAGAAGAAAUUUAAAAGUUUAAAACGAAAAUCAGGCAAAUAAAGCAAACAGCAACCAUGGCCCUUAUGUGUCCGCCGAUCAGUUUGGCCUUUCAACUCGCCUUACCAGUGCCACGCCCACCACCCAGUGCCUCGGAAAAGAAGCGAAUCCGUCGCAAUCUCUUUAAUACCAGUCCCGGUGAUUCGGAUAUCGAUCAGCUGUUGGCCCAGGAACAGCGUUCCACAAGAUUGUAUCUGAAGGAGCGCUACGGCUUAGAUAUUCUCCAAGAGGAUCGUCGUGAUCAGGAGCUGGAUGCAAACACAGAUCCCGAUGCGGAUGCGGAUGCCUCUAAUAAAUGUGCACCUAGGGGUAUGCGUUAUCCAACCAUUCGCACGAUAUCAAGUGCCGAUGCCGAUGAUGAAUACGAUCCUAAAACAAUCAGUCAAGAGCCAACGGGCGUGGCCCUGACUGCCGCACAGAUCUCCUCCAGCGCUCAGCUGAUCCUCAAGAAUGGCACCCACAUCAGUAGCUCCGCAGAUUUGUCCAACAGCACGAGACAGCACGGCCAAAAGCCAUAUGCGACGCAGCCACAAGGCCUUAAAGGCAUUUACCGCGUUCGCAAGGCCAACAAGGGAAUUUCAAAAUCUAAAAGUACCAACAUCAUCAUCUGUAGCAGCAACAACAACAAGAGCAACAACAAUACUAGCGAAUUGAACACUAAGGAGCAGUAACUUUCGAAGGAUUUGGAUGACAACAAUUGCAAUAUAUGAUAUUUAUUGUAAAAGUAAUUUUAAUUUCUAAAAUAAUUUGUUUAUUAUUUUUUUUUUUGGUGUACCCCCAUUGUACUUUUGUUUUUAACCAAGACUUGAAGGUCCCAAAAAAAAGUGUUGUUGCAUGAAAAAUUAUGAUGAAAGAAAAGGCCAAUCAGAAACAACAACAAAUAUGAAAAGGAAAACCAGAAAAGAUCGGCGCGCGUGCACGGCCAAAAACAGGCAAAAUAUUAAUAAUAAUAAUAAUAAUUAUAAUAAUAUAUCCGGAUGCAUGGCGUUAUACUAUAUCGUAAUAUAUUGGCAAUACGUAAAUUGUAGUGAAAAUGCGAAAGACUUGAGAUGUUAGAUCGCAGAAUAUGUAUGUAUUUACAAAGUAGAUUAAAUUGUAAUUAGGCAAUGCUAAUUUUAGAGAGGCGAUCAACGGCGCCAUGCAUCCAUUAUAUAGACUCUAAACCCCCAAAAAAUCCAAACAAAUUCAAGCGUUCUCAGCGUGUUUUCGGGUCCUGAUGCACGCGUGUGCCAAAAGUAUUUACAAUUUACUUUGUGUCAUGAUCUCAAAAAAACUAUUUUAUUAUUUUGUUUAUCUAAAUGUAAUUAUAAUUGAAAUUAUUUAAAAAUUCUUCUUAGCCCACAUGCAAACAUACACACCCAUUCACCCAUACACCCAUACACCCUAGACACCCACACACACACACUCAACACACUCAUAUUUAUUGUAUGUACAUUAUCGAUGUGACAUUUUAAAUUGUAUGUACUGUCUAUGUAUAAUAUUUCGUAACUAUGGCAAAAUAAUGAUCCCCCCUCUAUAAGUUCCCCCCUUAACUAUUUUGAACAACCAAACUGUGUAUAUUGUAAGGAGUAUUAACAAACUCCAAGCAGCUAAAUGAAAAAAGAAAAACUAAAAAAAAAAUUAACAACAAAUACUGUGUAUAUUUCCUUAAAAAACUUUGUAAAACUUAUAAAAGCAAGCUGAAAAAAAAAACUUUUUUACUGUACUCCCCUCUCAAGCGAAGAGAGCAGUAGAAAGAAAAAAACAAAAACUUAAAAAAACUCUUAAAAAUACAAAUGUAAAACAAAAAACA